CUCCUUUUUUAAUACCCGCCAUUGAGCGAGCACACAACACGCAUGCCACUGCCAUUGCCAUUGAAAAGCGCGAAUCUCUCUCUCUUGACUCACUAUAAUGUGGAGAGGCAGAGAGUUGCCACAAGCAAUACAUAGCGAAACUUCCAGAAUGCCGGAGCUGGUGUGCCACCGCGACCAGAUUUCGUCGAGAUCAGGAUUCAGAGCUCGGGAUGCAAGUCCUGACUCAGUAAUUUUCACUUUAGAAUCCAACUUCAGUCUCUUCUCUUCUACUUCUGCUAGCGUCGAUCGCUGCUCUUUUGCUUCCGAUGCUUAUGAUCAUGAAUAUCUCGCCUCUGAAAUCUCUCUGUGUGCAAUGCAGCAUUUGGCUGCACAUGAUCAACAAGAGAGCUAUUGGAGUGGUCCAGAUCCAAACAAACUGACAGUAGGGAAUAACAACAAGCAGCACACUAACACUCACACUCGUCCCUCCAGAAAAGCAGAAAAAGCGAAAGCAGUUCAAAAAGAAGAAGACGAUAAUAAUCUCCUAGAUUCAGCAAGAAGCUCCUUCUCUCUCGCUCUCAAAGAGUGUCAGGAGAGCAGAUCCAGAUCUGAUGCAAUUACAAAGAAACCGGAUAGGCGGAGACCUGCAUCACUAGAUCUUAAUAAUGUCGUUACAUCUCCUUCGCCGCGAUUGGGUAACAUGAAAAAGAGUAUAGUUUAUUCAUCUCGAAAAUCCGGAACAUUUCCUAGUCCUGGAACUCCAAAAUAUCAUUCUAGUGCUGGGAUGCAGAAAGGUUGGAGUUCAGAGCGAGUACCAUUGCCAAAUAAUAGUAAUAGGCGCCAAGUCAUGAAUGCUACUGCGGCUGCUGUUUCCCCUUUUAAUAAUAAUACUAAUAAUAAUAACAACGGGAGAACAUUGCCGUCCAAAUGGGAGGAUGCCGAGAGGUGGAUAUUUAGUCCUGUUUCGGGAGAUGGGUUUGUUAGGAGUUCGAUUCAGCCUGCUCAGAGGAGGCCUAAGUCAAAGAGCGGACCACUUGGACCACCGGGGGUUGCGUAUUAUUCCUUGUAUUCGCCUGCGAUUCAGGUGUUUGAUGGCAGGAAUAUGGGGAAUUUCAUUGCUGGUUCUCCGUUUUCCGCCAGUGUUAUAGCUGCCGAUGGGUUGGCUGUUAAAUCAAACGGGAGCCAUGGUGUUGCAUUUCCUAUGCGGACAGAGCCUUGCAUGGCUCGUUCGGUUAGCGUGCAUGGUUGCUCUGAGAUGCUAGCUCAGUCUUCUUUGCCAUCCCAAGAUGAAAAAUUUGAUGGUGUCAAGGAUGCAGCAACUGAUAUAUCUCGCGCUGUUUCAAGAAGGGACAUGGCCACCCAAAUGAGCCCUGAAGGUAGCAAUCAUUCAUCUCCCACCAGGCAGCCAUCAUUCUCCGUCUCCACUCCCUCUUCCCUACCUAUUGUGGAACUGCUGGGUUUCAAUCCCUCUAAAUCUGAGGUCAGGGAUGUACAGGUGGAUGAAAGGGUUACGGUCACAAGGUGGUCUAAGAAACACAGAGCCCGCAACCAUGGAAAAAGUUCAGAAAUUGUUGAUGACUGGAGAAAGGAAGCUGCUGAUGCUCUGUCAUCAGGUUUGGAUGUUUCAGAGGCUGGAGAGAGCAUUUCAAAGGUCAAAAGAGAGGAAGCCAAAAUCACAGCAUGGGAGAACCUGCAGAAGGCAAAUGCUGAGGCAGAAAUAAGGAAACUUGAGAUGAAACUUGAGAAAAAGAGAUCAUCGUCUAUGGAUAGAAUUAUGAAUAAACUGAGAUCAGCUCAAAAGAGAGCCCAAGAAAUGAGGAGCUCGGUACUAGCAAACCAGGCACAUCAAGUUUCCACAAACUCUCGUAGAGCUCUAUCGUUCCGUAGAACCUGUCAAAAGGGUUCCCUGAGUGGUUGUUUCACGUGCCAUGCUUUCUAAUAUCUCAUCCAGCUAUAUGUUCCUACGCUUUGAUCGACAUAAUACCUGGUUUCUUAUAUCCCUGUCCAGGUCAAAGUGGAGGAAAACUGUUGGCGCAUGAAGAACAAUUACUAGGAUUAAGUUUUCAGAUGGGACGCAAGACCCUGGAUGUGACAGUCCUGGUAUCAGAAUUUUCAUGAAAUUUGACUUAUAAUGAUGAUUUUUCAGAGAAUACACAAACAAGUUUUUCUGAAAGAUGUAUUUGUUUCAGAUUUCAGCAGACACCCUAUAAUUGUUGUAGAUACAUGAUAUAUACAAGAGUAUAAACUUUUCUAGGAAGGAAAGCUUAAAUUAAGCAUGACAUUUACAACACAUUUAAGGAGGCAUGAUUAUCUUGUUAAGACCAUGAUUACGUUGCUAUUAUGGCCAAGACUUCAGCGUGAGAAUAAGUCUUUAAUCA
Molecule: messenger RNA, 2357 nt
Organism: Populus nigra (black poplar)
Lineage: Eukaryota; Viridiplantae; Streptophyta; Magnoliopsida; Malpighiales; Salicaceae
Exons: 8
Coding region: 98-1918 (606 amino acids)
Source: RefSeq, a predicted model, not a curated record